This is a messenger RNA of Polyodon spathula (Mississippi paddlefish), 2841 nucleotides long. It is a transcript of the gene fbxo45, whose product is annotated as F-box protein 45. The record is from RefSeq and is a predicted model, not a curated record. Gene Ontology annotation, biological process: synapse assembly involved in innervation; proteasome-mediated ubiquitin-dependent protein catabolic process. Bases 366 to 1226 code for a protein of 286 amino acids. Gene Ontology annotation, cellular component: SCF ubiquitin ligase complex; synapse. Gene Ontology annotation, molecular function: protein binding. Lineage: Eukaryota; Metazoa; Chordata; Actinopteri; Acipenseriformes; Polyodontidae. The transcript has 3 exons.
UUGAUCUUUGUCCUCACUUACAAGGCAGGUCCUGUACGACAUGUAAAACAAAACAUAAUAUACAACAGCUUUUAUCUUCAAAACACGCAGCAUUGAUAACAUCCACGAACAAUAAGCAAACAUAUGUACAGGCUAUAUACAUGUAUCUUCUUUCAGUUUAAUAAAGCCUAACUCUUAGCUUUCCCAUUCCGAGUCGGUAUCCCCUUCCAGGAACCGUGUUAUUGUUUGUCCAGUUCUUUUCCACGCCCUUAUGUUGUGGGCAGGUGUGAGGUUCGGGAGCUGUGAUCCGGUUCUGAGCUGGUCUGGUACGGUGGCAAUAGUCUCUCCACCUCCCUUCUCACAUCUGUCGCUAUCUGUUCACCAGCAUGUCGGUGGCGGCGGCAGGCGGUGCCGCUAGUGGCUCAGCCAGUGCAAGCGCUGCUGCUGCUGCCUGCUCUGUCGGCGGUAGUGCAGGAGCCGGAGACGGGGUGGCAGGGAGGCUGCCUUGCCGAGUGUUGGAGCUGGUGUUCUCGUAUCUGGAUCUGAAGGACCUGUUCAGCUGCGCCCUGGUGUGCAAACACUGGAACCAGAGCUUCCUCGCCGAAGAGAACAACGAGGUGUGGCGGAGCUUGUGUGCUCGGAGCAUGGGGGAUGAGGCGCUGCGCUCGGAUAUUCUCUGCAAUUUGCCUACUUAUAAGGGGAAGCUGCAAGCCUUUCAGCAUGCCUUGAGCUCCAGCGACUGUUCCCGUAACGUCUACGUGAAGAAGAAUGGCUUCACGCUGCACCGGAACCCCAUUGCCCAGAGCACCGACGGGGCCCGUGGCAAGAUCGGCUUCACCGAGGGCCGCCACGCCUGGGAGGUCUGGUGGGAGGGGCCCCUGGGCACCGUGGCUGUCAUUGGCCUCGCCACCAAGCGGGCACCCAUGCAGUGCCAGGGCUACGUGGCCCUGCUGGGCAGUGAUGACCAAAGCUGGGGCUGGAACCUUGUGGACAACAACCUGCUGCACAACGGAGAGGUGAACGGCAGCUUCCCCCAGUGCAACAACGCGCCCAAGUACCAGAUCGGAGAAAGGAUCCGGGUCAUUCUGGACAUGGAGGACAAGACACUGGCGUUUGAACGAGGGUACGAGUUCCUGGGCAUUGCCUUCCGGAGCUUACCAAAGGCCUGCCUGUACCCAGCUGUGUCUGCCGUCUACGGGAACACGGAAGUGACCAUGGUGUACCUGGGGAAGCCGCUGGACGGGUGAAGCCAGUUUUGGUGCCAUGUAAUUAGAGGGACAAUGCCAAGGAAUCUGCAUGGGGCGAUACGAGACACAGCCUAGUUCAGCGCAGGACUGAGACCCAGCGGGCUCUGGUGAAUGUGGCUCGGGGAGGGGGAGGGGCUGGGGGUGUUGACUACCCUGAUCGCUGUAGAUUCAGCCACUGAACACAGUUUCAGCUACUGGACUAUUUUAAAUUAUAACAUGUCAUCCUUUUCUUUUUCCUUUUUAAGAAUUGUGGUGUUUUUUUUUUUUUUUUUAAUCAAAGAAAGGCCAAAUUAAUUGUGGCAAAGUAUAAAAAGUUGAAUACACUAUGUUGGACCCUGUUACACACAGACAUGUAAAAUGUAGAGGGACAUUACACUGAGCCGUAAAGCUCUGCAGUGGUAACUGUCAUGCCUGCUAGCACAUUCGCAGUAAAUGGAUAAUGUUUGGUUUACCACUGGACGUUAAAAUGAGGUCAAAUGGACAACGUGUGUGCCACCCCCAGUCGUUCUUCAUUAACUCAUCUGUAACACUUGUUGGAGUUUGAUAUAUACACAGUGUCCUGGAUAAAAUGUUGGUCUUCUGCGUAACUGCAGCCAUUUUAAAAGUAAAUGUUUCCUCCUACAUUUGGCAGAAAAGAUGAUGGUUCUGUGUAGGUUACACAAAAAUAAUGAAUUUAUAAGGAAAGACAAAACCAGCUCUGAACCUCCACAGUCAGUAUAAAAUGCUGCUUUACACCAAGACAAUCCAUAACUUUACAUUUGGUAGAGGCAUCUAUUUAGUGGAACAUGGGGCUGUCUGCGGUCACCCAUUGGUUAUUUUCUGCAUUAAUCCACUUGUUCAUCAGUUACCCUUUACACAAAGCAGGAAUUGCAAACAACACUCCCAAUUAAUUUCUGUGUGAGCCAGUCCAGUUUUACUAUGAACUAACCACGAUUUAAUUUAAGGACUCGAGAAUGUCUAUGAGGGGGUUGUUGCGUUAGUUAAGUUUUAUUUCCAUUUUGUAGUACAGAGUUCAAUGAACAGUGAACCAUGUCUAGUUUCAUAAAUUAAAUACUUUCACAGGAUUAAUAAUCAAAUUUCCUACUGUUCAUUACAAUGAGGAACCUUCUCUCUGCCCCCUUCCCUCCUGUGCUUGUUGUGCUAAGCUGGGUUAGCACAGUUUUACCUGCACCCUUGUGAGCUUGUUACCUAAAGACAAUAUUUAUCUAGGAGCUAGCAGCUUUAAAUGACAUUUUAACAAAAUCCCCCCCCCCGCACCCCCAUUUUGGUUAUGGCUGCCUGUAGAGCAUUCAGUUCAAGAGAAAUUACAAGUUCCGGAAACUUCGUAAAACACCUCGGCUUUUCCAUGUCACACAAAGAAAAGAAAAUCAAUAAACAACUCAGAAUGGUUGCAAAUAGGGUCAACAGAGAGGGUCAUGUAAAAAAAAAAUACUGUAACAAUGGCAGGGUUUCCAGGGGGGAAAAAAAACAAAUAAGUCUCACCUUUUUCUCACUCUAUUUUGGUCGUACCUUUGGGGUAAUUUGGGUUUCCUUGUAGUUUUCUUUUAGGGAGAGAAAUUUGCCUUCGAAUAGCAAGCACCUUAAUUAAUAUUAAAAUAUAGGGGGGGGGGGGGGG